UACCGGUUAUUCUCGAAGAAGAACACGAGGACGGAGAGGAACUACACACGCCCAUCUGUCGCUGUGGCCACCACACUGAGCCUAGAGAUCCCGUGACGGCGCCUAUCGUCGAUGGCGUCGUCAACGGCACAGUGGCGGAGAUCAGUCAACUGUACUUCAGCGACGAACCUCAGAACGACGUGUGGGAUAUGUUUAUGAAGCAG
Sphaeroforma arctica JP610 is the source of this 203-nucleotide messenger RNA. RefSeq lists its product as hypothetical. The transcript has a single exon. Lineage: Eukaryota; Ichthyosporea; Ichthyophonida. The record is from RefSeq and is a predicted model, not a curated record. The annotation marks the transcript as partial.